UCUCACCUAACCAAACUUUUUUAUAACUGGUUAGAGUAUGUUUCAUUUACUUUUGUUUACUAGAGUUUAAGGAUUUUCCUAAGUAAAAAAUACCAUAAUGAGUGCUGAAACAUCCAAUGCGAAUACCGAAGAGUACGAAGGACGUCUCCUAGAAUUGAUAAAGGAUAAACCAGAAGGAAUUUCCAAUACAAAUCUGAAACAGUGUUUGUCAGAUGUGCCCCUCUCUGAUCUGACAAUUGUCAUUAACAAAUUAUUAAAAAGCGGCACCUUAGAAUUGUUCAAGACCAAAGAUGAUCUGCUCUACAAGUUUAAAGAUCCGUCUAAAAAAACUACUGUUAAAGGCUCUGACAAUGAAGAGAAAAUUGUUUAUAAGAUUAUAGAGGAGGCUGGAAAUAAAGGUAUAUGGAUAAGGGACAUAAGGUUCAAGUCAAACCUAAACAUGACACAGCUAAAUAAAGUAUUAAAAAGCCUGGAAACUAAAAAGAUAAUAAAGGCUGUAAAAUCUGUAGCUGCAAGUAAAAAGAAAGUUUAUAUGCUAUAUGAUCUGGAACCAGACAGUUCUGUCACUGGUGGAGCUUGGUACCAAGAUCAAGAUUUUGAAAGUGAAUUCGUUGAUGUGCUUAGUCAACAGUGCCAUAGAUUUCUAGUACAAAGGAUGGAAGAUGCUGUUAGCCAAGGUGGUGGUCCUCUCAUGAUCAGAAACCGCUCUUAUGCGACAUCUUCUGAGGUCCAAAAAUUUAUCAGCGAUUUAGGGAUUAGUAAAGUGUCCCUUAGCAUUACAGAUAUGGAAAGUAUCCUUUACACUCUGGUACUAGAUAAUAAUGCUGAACGAACUGCAGCCUUGAAUGGGAAUGGCUUCCUCUAUAAAGCCACCAAUAAGUUUUUACCUAGCCCAGGACUGGUCAAAACAACUUGCGGAUUAUGUCUGGUUGCAGAUAAAUGUGCCGCAGCUGGGUCAGUAAAUCCUCGAGUUUGUACUUACCUUACUGAUUGGCUCAAUGGCAGCUAAAUAUAAGAUAUGUUUAUGUUUUUUAAUUAAAUAUUAUGAUUAAGUCUCA
Molecule: messenger RNA, 1058 nt
Organism: Anthonomus grandis grandis
Lineage: Eukaryota; Metazoa; Arthropoda; Insecta; Coleoptera; Curculionidae
Gene: Polr3F
Product: probable DNA-directed RNA polymerase III subunit RPC6
Exons: 3
Coding region: 98-1009 (303 amino acids)
Biological process (GO): transcription by RNA polymerase III
Cellular component (GO): RNA polymerase III complex
Source: RefSeq, a predicted model, not a curated record